Myzus persicae (green peach aphid) is the source of this 1184-nucleotide messenger RNA. It is a transcript of the gene or, whose product is annotated as AP-3 complex subunit sigma-1. NCBI's taxonomy places the organism in Eukaryota, Metazoa, Arthropoda, Insecta, Hemiptera, Aphididae. The coding region runs from base 460 to 957 and encodes 165 amino acids. The transcript has 5 exons. Gene Ontology annotation, cellular component: AP-3 adaptor complex; membrane coat; intracellular membrane-bounded organelle. Gene Ontology annotation, biological process: Golgi to vacuole transport; intracellular protein transport. The record is from RefSeq and is a predicted model, not a curated record.
CUUCAAUGCUACAUACUCGCAUAAUAUGCAUAUUCUAUUCAUUAUUAUAAGUUAUAAGUUAUAACAAGUAUAGUAAACCAUUUUUCUGACUAAUUACGAUUUAUUAUGUUUGUAUAAAAGUAGAACUGAGAUACGAGUGUAUUCUGAACUUAGAACUGAACUUAUUAUUACUUAUUUGAGUUGACUUAAUGUCCGGAUUUUCAGAUUAGAAAUGGAUUGUAUAAUGCUGUUAUGGAAUGUUUAGUAUAACAUUGCCUUUUUAAUAAAAAAUGAUAAUACAUUUCUUAAUAAUUUGUUCAUGUUCGAAUUUGUUCCAUUAUUUUAUUAAUAUUAAUAUAAAUAUUAGUUUAAAGUUUUUAGAAUAAGUAAUAAUUAUGAUCAAGGCAAUUUUGGUGUUUAAUAAUUACGGAAAGCCAAGACUUUCUAAAUUCUAUCAAUAUUUUGUAAGUAAAUGAAGACAUGCAGCAGCAAAUUAUUAAGGAAACAUUUCAGUUGGUUUCCAAACGAGAUGACAAUGUUUGUAACUUUCUAGAAGGUGGAAGUCUUAUUGGAGGAUCAGAUUACAAACUGAUUUAUCGUCAUUAUGCUACACUAUAUUUCGUGUUUUGUGUGGAUUCGUCAGAAUCAGAACUUGGUAUUCUUGAUUUAAUUCAAGUAUUUGUUGAAACACUAGAUAAAUGUUUUGAAAAUGUUUGUGAGCUUGAUCUCAUAUUUCACGUCGACAAGAUUCAUUACAUUUUAAAUGAACUAGUAAUGGGUGGAAUGGUUUUAGAAACUAAUAUGACUGAAAUACUUUCGAGGAUAGAAGAACAAAACAAAUUGGAGAAACAAGAAGCUGGUCUUGCAGGUGCACCAUCUAGAGCUGUGUCUGCUAUGAAAAAUAUGAAUAUACCACAACAGUUGAAAGAUAUGAAACUUCCAGAUCUCCCUCAAGCCAUUAAGGAAUUAAAGUUCUGACAUUCAAGGAACAAAUUGGUUUGCUCUGAAGCCUAUCAUAACUAUACAAAUUGAGUAUGGAAGAAUGAACAAAUAUUUGUUAUUUGCUGAUUAGGACUAAAAUUUAAAUUUAGAAUAUCAUUGUUCAAUUCUGUUUUUGUUCUUGUAUAUUGUUAAAUUUAUUUUGGUACAGUGUAAAAUUUAAAUAGUUAACUGCCCAUGUCAAUAUUAUAUUUGAAUGUAUAUGA